This is a messenger RNA of Blepharisma stoltei, 1272 nucleotides long. NCBI's taxonomy places the organism in Eukaryota, Ciliophora, Heterotrichea, Heterotrichida, Blepharismidae. The record is from the annotation of a GenBank genome assembly.
AUGAAUACCUCGGUAAAAGUCAAUGACCAAGAAUUUAUUUCAAUUCCUCCUAAUGAGCUUACAACCCAGCUUUUUCCGAAUGAAAGAGAGGUUUUUCAAUGUGAAGGCUGCUCAAGAAUUAUACCAAAGGCGCGUUUGAGUGUUCAUAAAUGUAUGCAGGUGAAAAGAAAAAUUGAUAACGUCGAGUUUACACAGAUCUCGAUAGAUAAGCAUAAAUGUGAACUGUGUUGGAAAGAAAUUCCUUUCAUUUUUAUAAGAAUUCAUGCAUAUAGUCAUUACCAUAAUGAUGAGAAUAUUGGUAAUGAAGGUGAAGAAGUUGACGAGAGAUAUAAAGACAUGAUUUCUAAUAUUUUGAAAAAGAGGUCACAAGAUGAAUUAGAGAAAAAAGCACAAAAAGGGAACGGAAAUAUUAAAAAUGAAGAUGGAAAGGAAAACGAAAAGAAAAAUGCAACGAUAGAGAUAAAAGAAAGCUCGAAGGCUACAGAAAAUGAGAAGGAAAAAGAAAAGAUCAAAGAAGUUAAAACAGACGCGAAGAAAAAGGAUGAAAAUAACGAAAAUUCUAAUACCAUAGCCAAAAUAAUUGCUAAAAAAAGUUGCUCUAAGAAAUGGAUGGCUUCAAGCCUUGAAAACGACAAUGAGAAUAUAGUAUUGAACAAAUCUAAAAAAGAACAAAUUGACAGCAGCAAAGUAAGUAACUCAUCAAAUAAGAAUCAACAAUCACAAAUAGGUAAUAAAAAAGAAAUAGGCAAUAUAGAAACAAUUUCGCUCAUAGAUGACAUCAAAACAAAGAAAACUUCAGGAAAAACAGAAAUUAUAUCCUCUAGAAAAAUUAAGGAAGAAAAAGAUAUUAGAAAAAAUCCUGCAGGCGGAGAAAAUAAUGCGCCCUUAUCUAAAGCGUUGAUGUCAAAUCUAAACAAUGAAAAAGUUAAUAAAACGAAUAGUGCAAAUACUUCACCCUUAGUAGCAGAAAGGGCUGCAACCAUAUAUAGAGAAGGUACUAACGAAAAAAAAAUAAAAAAUCCAAUACCGAAUAAAGAAUUUAUUGGAAGCAUGAUAAAAUCACUAUCUAAAAGUGAACUAAAAGAAAUUUAUGAUGACUGUUUUCAGGGAUUUGGAGAUAAAAAAGACUCUGCUAUGGAAACGAUCAGAAAAGUAAGAAUAACAGAAUCGAAACUAAAUCGCUUAGUUUAUGUCCAAAACAGGUUUUUUGCAGCUAAAGUUCAUCACGGAUUUAGAAAAAUGCAUAAAAAUUUGAUGGAUUUUUAUGUGUAA